GAAAAAAUAGAAUAAUGGUCCUAAUACGAAUAAUUUUAUCAUUCGUAGCAAUCGGUACCGGUUCAGGAUUGCCAGCUAAUUGUAAGAGUCAUUGUGAAUCUCAUGAUCGCUCUAUACCACCUAAACCACGAUUCGAUGGAGUUUUCGACAAUGAUUACAAUCACGAGAAAAUUGCCAAUAAUAUAAAAUAUUGGAGCCCGAAUGAUCUACAAAAUGUUUGGGAACUGAGUGGUUUAUACGAGGGUGAUAUAAUGCUUCAUCCGGAUAGUCCAUCAGGGAAAAAUGGCCUUUUAGACGCUACAGCACGAUGGCCCGGCGGUGUUGUGCCUUUCUUUAUACAGGAAGAUGAUUUUGAUCGAGAUCAAAUUGAACUGAUCAAAGAAGCUAUGAAAGAGUAUCACGAAAAAACUUGCUUACGUUUUCGACCUUACAAGGAUACUGACGAGGAUUAUGUGUCGAUACAAGCGAAAAAGUCAGGAUGCUGGUCCCUGGUAGGUCGUCACGGUCAGGGACAGGUGUUGAAUCUACAAAAUCCAGGAUGCGUUCAUCACGGUGUUGUGGUGCACGAGCUCAUGCAUGCCUUAGGCUUUUAUCAUCAGCAGAGUGCCGCGGACCGAGACGAGUGGGUCACCAUACAUUGGGAGAAUAUCAAAUUGGGUAAAGAGCAUAAUUUCAACAAGUAUGACAAUCGCACUGUUACUGAUUAUGGCAUAAGCUAUGAUUACAAGAGUGUCAUGCACUACAGUUCUCAUGCUUUCUCUAGAAAUGGAGAACCUACUAUUACGCCCAAGAAACAAAAGGUAAAACUUGGUCAGCGAGAUGGACUCAGUGAAAAGGAUGUAGCCAAAGUGCGAGCAAUGUAUAAGGAACAAUGUGGCGAUCGUAAAUCAGAAGAAAAUGACGAAGAUUCUUCUGAAGAGAUUCCUCUAGAAUGGAUAUUCGAUUAA
Nylanderia fulva is the source of this 947-nucleotide messenger RNA. Its product is annotated as seminal metalloprotease 1. Lineage: Eukaryota; Metazoa; Arthropoda; Insecta; Hymenoptera; Formicidae. The record is from RefSeq and is a predicted model, not a curated record. Gene Ontology annotation, biological process: proteolysis. Gene Ontology annotation, molecular function: metalloendopeptidase activity; zinc ion binding.